AGAAUUGCGAGACGUUUAGUUUCCCAUUAUUAUCCCCGAAAACGUUGGACUUUGGACCAAGUUGGGGGAGAUAGAAACUUUAUUCAAAACUAGCCGCCCGUUUUGGGGCAGCGUUAUAGAUGAGCAAGCAGCCCUCGUUCGUGUCGCGCAACCUGGUGGCCGUCGUGAUGAUCCCCAGUCUGGUGGGGAUCCAUCUGGGCUGGAGCUACAUGCAGAGCAACCGAAAACUGGUCACGGAGGCGGAACAGAUCGAGAUGCCGCCGGUCACGUUUGCCAGGUUUGUGUGGAACAAGCUAACGGGCGCAGGAAGUUCGACGGAAUGACAAACCCUCUGGUGAUGAGCUUAAGACAUACAAUCUAUUUAUUGUAUAGAAUAAUUAAAACUACAUGCAAACUGU
Messenger RNA from Drosophila melanogaster (fruit fly), 398 nucleotides. RefSeq lists its product as uncharacterized. The transcript is spliced from 3 exons. The record is from RefSeq and is marked reviewed. NCBI's taxonomy places the organism in Eukaryota, Metazoa, Arthropoda, Insecta, Diptera, Drosophilidae. The coding region runs from base 120 to 323 and encodes 67 amino acids.